UGAUGCGUUUCAUUUUAAUGAACAACCUGGAGUGAUUAUUGAUUCGGCAUGCCGGUACUGGUACUGGUACCCUCACUGGCACGCUUUCGCAAUGCCGCUGGAAGCUUCUCGGAUGCCGACUUGUGGAUCCUGCGGCGUUAUGAUAUGACGUGCUUGGUGGAGUUGCUCUUGGACUCUUCGGUUCGUCUCUUGAUACACAGAGAUAAGAAAUGCACCCUGCGGUCUCGAAUGACACUGACGUUUCCCAGAAUAUCGCCUUCCUUCGCGCAGCCAAGUGUUGUUAUGAUGCUAAUACCAACACCAGGAUCGAUGGCCCCCCACUUAAAAAGAGCCUCAUGCGGCUGUUUUGCGAAUCACGAGGUGGUCAUGGAUUUUAGUUAUGAUGAUCGUGUGGAGCACAUAUUAAUCCCCGAAUAUGUUUAGCAAAUGUUUGAAACAUGACGACAGUGGAUCGU
Messenger RNA from Pseudovirgaria hyperparasitica, 455 nucleotides. RefSeq lists its product as uncharacterized. The record is from RefSeq and is a predicted model, not a curated record. The transcript has a single exon. The coding region runs from base 49 to 423 and encodes 124 amino acids. Lineage: Eukaryota; Fungi; Ascomycota; Dothideomycetes; Acrospermales; Acrospermaceae.